AUGCCUUGCAGACCUGCAAUAGCCUCCAUGUCCCUAGGCCGGGCAUGUAUCCAUAAGCUGCCAAACAAGCUGGAUCAAGCUCAAAAACACGGGUUCGAAGGCAUCGAGGUGUUUUACGAAGAUCUCGACUAUUUUGCGCAGGACAUGGAAGGCGGAGCCACACCGGAGAACCUGAUUGAGGCAGCCCAUCAAAUAAAAAAGCUGUGCGACGAUCGGUCACUCACCGUAAUCGCCUUGCAGCCAUUCUGGCAGUACGAAGGUCUAAAAGACCGGAAAGAGCACGCGGCGAAGAUCGAGAAGAUGAAGCUGUGGUUUAAGCUCGCGAAGGCGCUGGGGACCACCGUCAUCCAAAUACCAUCGAGUUUUCUAAAAGAGGAGGAGAUCACGUCCGAUGUCGAUGCGAUAGUGCAAGAUAUGAUUGAGGUGGCAGAGAUGGGACUGAAGGAGGAUCCCGUCAUCAACCUCGCUUAUGAAAGUCUGGCAUGGGCAACAUACGUCGACACGUGGGACCAAUGCUGGGAGGUCAUUGAGAAAGUCAACCGACCGAACUUUGGCGCCUGUCUCGACACAUUCAACAUCGCUGGACGAGUGUAUGCGGACCCGGCAUCGCCUGAUGGCAAGACGCCGAACGCGGAGGCCGACAUCAAGGCAUCUAUCGAGCGGUUAAUCAAGACGGUCGAUGCGAAGAAGGUGUUCUUCGUUCAAGUAGUUGAUGCAGAAAGACUUGAGGAGCCACUAGUAGAGGGCCACGAGUACUACGCAGCAGAUCAGCCCGCGAGGAUGAGCUGGUCAAGAAAUUGCAGGUUGUUCUACGGCGAGGAGGAUAUGGGAGGCUAUCUACCGAUCAAAGAGAUUACAAAGGCAUUCCUACAUGACCUCAAGUUCGACGGCUGGGUAAGCAUGGAGCUCUUCAGCAGGCACAUGGCAUACGAGGACCCUGGGACACCCGCGUGGCUAGCAGAGCGAGGAGGGAACGCUUGGAAGAAGAUAGUAAAGGAUCUGAAUCUUGAGACUGGGUGA
Coniosporium apollinis CBS 100218 is the source of this 1020-nucleotide messenger RNA. RefSeq lists its product as uncharacterized. The record is from RefSeq and is a predicted model, not a curated record. NCBI's taxonomy places the organism in Eukaryota, Fungi, Ascomycota, Dothideomycetes. The transcript has a single exon. Bases 1 to 1020 code for a protein of 339 amino acids.